Molecule: messenger RNA, 3397 nt
Organism: Tripterygium wilfordii
Lineage: Eukaryota; Viridiplantae; Streptophyta; Magnoliopsida; Celastrales; Celastraceae
Product: protein MALE DISCOVERER 2-like
Exons: 14
Coding region: 800-2953 (717 amino acids)
Biological process (GO): protein phosphorylation
Molecular function (GO): ATP binding; protein kinase activity; protein binding
Source: RefSeq, a predicted model, not a curated record
AGCUUUGUGGGGGUGGCAAUCCACACACAGAGGCAGCAAAUUUUUUGUUUAAAAAAAUUAGGAGAAAAAAAUUUAAAGAGAGAGAAAGAAAACAAUUUAUCUGGAGAAGAGGAGAGAGAAAAUAAGAUUAGAACUCAACGACAAAACAAGCCAGAGAUUGAGAGAGAGACAGACGGAAAGGAGAAAGGAUGUUCUGAGAGAGACCAAAGAUGGUUGAAGAGAGGGUCCUCUGAGAUCAUCCUGGAAAGGGAAGUAAAUAGAAAAAAAAAUUGAACUUUUUUUUCUUUGCUGCCCUUUUUUGAGUCUCAAUCGUCCUCCCCACCUAUCACCCCCACAAAAAAAAAAAAUCAUUUCCUGUUGUCAAUACCAAUCUACCCACCUCUACCAAUAACAGAGUUACCAUUGCAUUGUUACCCAACAACAACAAAAUCUAUAGCAGAAGCAGCUCGUAAAGUUGUUAUUCUUCUGCACCCUUUUUUUGCCACGUUUACAUGCUCCAUAUUGAUUUGCAAGAUAACACUAGGAAAAAAGCCUGCUAACGCGGAGUAGAUUUCACGAAAAGGGUGUAGAGAGACAAUUAAAAACUGCAAAAUGAGAGACCCAGAUGCUGCCAUUACCGAAUGCAAUGUUUUUGCUUUGUUUGUAAUGUAGUUGAUGCGUAGUUGUUUGUUGUUGCUGUUUUUUUAUUCAGUCAAAAGGUUAGUUUUGUAUAGGAAAACCUGGCGAUUUCGUUUAGUGUCCCGGCCAUUGGAAGAUAUUGUCACUACCUCUACCACUGCGAAAUUUGGUUCAUCAAGCAAUGGGGGGUGGAUGGAACCCAAUUGUAUUCCAGUUCCAAUGUUUCUUGUUCCUGAUUCUCGGUCUAGAGAAUCCUGGGUCUAGGGCGCUUAAUGAUGAAGGAUUGGUAUUAUUGGAACUCCGGGCGAGAGUAACUUCUGAUCCUUCUAAUGCCUUUGCAAACUGGGAUCCUAAUGACAGCAGUCCAUGUUCGUGGCUGGGUGUUUCUUGUGUUGGUGGUAAAGUGCAAAUGCUGGACUUGGAUGGGCUUUCUUUGGAGGGGACCUUGCCACCUGAGCUUGGCAAACUUAGACAUCUAAGAUCUCUUGUGCUUUGCAGAAACAAUUUCUUCGGUGGCAUCCCUAAAGAGUUAGGAGGGCUUACGAAGCUGGAGCUAUUGGAUUUGAGGGAGAAUAACCUGAGUGGAUUGAUUCCGACAGAAAUAGGUGGAAUGCUGUCUCUAAAACGCUUGUUGCUUUGUGACAAUAAAUUUGAAGGUAGCAUUCCGAUGGAGAUUCGAAGGCUCAACUUGCUCUCUGAAUUGCAGUUGGACGAAAACCUUACAUCUGCUGUGGAGACUGAAGUCAGCUGUUUAAAUAGGAAGUUCGGAGAAUGCAUCUGGCAGAGCAAUUUAACACAACUGAACAAGGCUGAUUCAUUAAUAAUGCCCAUAAAAGAAGCUGUUCUACGUUAUCUAAGUGCCUUGCGGCUGCAUCUGUCAAAAUUUGGAAAGAACUCCCUUCUUGCCGGUCAAGAUGAUUGCUGCGACGACCAAGCUGGUUCAUCUGAGCCAUACAUUAUUGAAAAAGCAGAGAACUCUGUCAAUUUUGCACGUCGUAGGCUACUUGAACAGUCCAGUAACCUUGCUGCUGCUCCUGCUAGUGGUGGGUCUUUCACCGGGCAGAUUAUUGCCCUUCCAACAACCCGAAGCAGCGGGGCUUUCCCAGCUGUACCAAAUGGGAAUAAGAAACAGUCUCCUCCACCUUCGCUGCUGCCUUCACCAGUUGAUCCUUCUUUGCAAGGGACAACCCAAUCUUCCAAAACCCCCACUGGCAUGGGAGAAUCAACUGAUCAACAAUCCAAGAGAAGCGUGUGGAGUUAUUUCUAUAUCAUUCCAGUUGUAGCUGUCUUGAUCAUUAUUAGUGCAGCCUUGUUUUUCAUGUGCCGGAAAAAAGGAGUGAGAAACAUAGGUCCGUGGAAGACUGGAUUGAGUGGACAGUUGCAGAAAGCCUUUAUAACAGGGGUUCCCAAGCUGAAUGCAUCAGAGCUGGAAACUGCCUGUGAGGAUUUCAGCAAUAUCAUUGACACCCUUGAUGGUUGCACUGUGUACAAGGGAACAUUGUCCAGUGGAGUUGAGAUUGCUGUUGCUUCAAUUGUGUCUACAUCUUCGAAAGUCUGGUCAGAGAAUGCAGAAAUUUCCUUCCACAAAAAGAUCGACACACUUUCACAAAUCAACCAUAAAAACUUUGUCAAUCUCAUUGGUUACUGUGAGGAGAAUGAACCUUUCAAUAGGAUGAUGGUGUUUGAAUAUGCUCCAAAUGGAACCCUUUUCGAGCAUCUACACGUUAAGGAGAUGGAACAUCUUGAUUGGAGUGCAAGGAUGAGAGUUAUUAUGGGAACAGCUUACUGUCUACAAUAUAUGCACCAUGAUCUGAAUCCCCCUGUAGCACAUUCCAACUUGAGUUCAACAUCUAUCUAUUUAACAGAUGAUUAUGGUGCCAAGAUAGGGGAGAUCAGUUUCUUGCCAAGAGUUGCACCCAAGACGAAGAACUCAGAUGACGAUGAUUUGGAGCAUACUGUAUUGCCACCUCUCGCUGAUCUGGAGACAAAUGUCUACAGUUUUGGAAUAUUGUUGCUCGAAAUCAUAUCAGGAAAACUCCCAUACUCGGAAGAACAAGGUCCUCUGGAGAACUGGGCUGCGGAGUAUCUGAACGACAAGCGAAGCAUAAGCUACAUGAUCGAUCCAACCCUCAAGUCAUUUAAAAACAAUGAACUUGAAGUCAUCUGUGAAGUCAUCCAAGACUGCAUAAAUCCUGAUCCAAGGCGGAGACCAACAAUGAUGGAUGUGAUUCCCAAUCUGAGAGAAGUGAUUGCUAUUUCACCUGAUCAAGCAGUACCAAGACUUUCUCCUCUCUGGUGGGCAGAACUCGAAAUCUUGUCUGUGGAGGCAACUUAAAAAGGUUAAAUCUGAAACUCUUCUUUGAUUUGUAAUUCUAAAUGCUGAGGAUUACUUUUCUAUCAUGCUUUCCCCCAAAAUAAUAUGCAAAUCCCAUCAGUACCCAGGCUUUCAUAUAUUUGAUUUUUUUUUGUCUCAUUGUUUCUUGUUUGUCCUAUGAUCCAUUGAGUUGGAAUUUUCCCCCAAUUUCUCCUAGCCUUUCCCUUGCAAAUACUCUUGAGUACUUAUUGUUUAAUGUUCAAUCAGUAGGGCAUGUACUGACUUCUGCAACACACACACACACACACACACACACAUAUAUAUAUAUAUAUAUGUAUGUAUAUUGUCUGAUUGAAGCUUGUGAUGUAGAUUAACAUAACACUGGGGUGUCUGUCCAAGUAACUAAAGAGCAUUCAUUUGAGUACUCUUGGAACUAUUGAUUUGUCAUAAUGUAUUCAACCUGAA